Messenger RNA from Spizellomyces punctatus DAOM BR117, 1354 nucleotides. RefSeq lists its product as uncharacterized. The record is from RefSeq and is a predicted model, not a curated record. Gene Ontology annotation, cellular component: Golgi membrane. Gene Ontology annotation, molecular function: pyrimidine nucleotide-sugar transmembrane transporter activity. NCBI's taxonomy places the organism in Eukaryota, Fungi, Chytridiomycota, Chytridiomycetes, Spizellomycetales, Spizellomycetaceae. The coding region runs from base 14 to 1207 and encodes 397 amino acids. Gene Ontology annotation, biological process: pyrimidine nucleotide-sugar transmembrane transport. The transcript is spliced from 6 exons.
AGUGAAAUGAACGAUGCCAGAAGCUCUUGAAAAAAGGCAUCCGCCAGCGAUAUCGACUGCCCUAUCAGAAGAUGUGCUGCGUCUGCAUGUCGAACCAUCACCGCCAGGAAGUCCCCCGACAUCUCCCAAGGUCAUCAGCCCCCGCAUACUAGCCCGUAGAUCUUCCCCUGCCGGCUUGGCAAAGACAAAGAAGGUGGUGUUAUGGAACCAAUUUGUGUUUCUGACCACAGGGUUGAUAUCAACUUUGGGAGGGCAAUGGCUUCAUUACAAAGGCGCUGCUGACGGACGGUCCAUGCUCACCGUUCUGGCGACAUACAUUGGAAUGGUAACGAUCCACCUUCUCCCCGAACCCAAUAGUCAACGCAGGCCAGAACCCACUAUCGCGCACAAGAGCGUGCUUUGCGUGGCUUUCAUGGAUGUAUUAGGAAAUGUGGUCUUGACCAUUGGUCAGUUCUCUGUUGGAAGUGGGCUAUUUCAAGUCAUCUAUGCCAGUAUGGUUGUUUUCACCGCCUUUCUUAGCCGUAUAUUCUUGAAACGAACCUUGAAUGCUGCACAAUGGCUUGCGGUUUUCCUUAUCAUGAUGGGAUUGUCGAUCAAUGCUACUGGCGGUUCAGAUUUAGAGGAAAAGACGUCCCAUGCAAAAGUCGUGGCGGGCUUCUUUAUCACUCUGAUGGGAACAUGCAUAUAUUCUGGUGUUUAUACCCUGAACGAUUAUUUACUAUCGAACGCAGCUAUACCCAUGGCCCCGCGGCAGCAAUGUUUCUGGGUCGGACUCUACAGCGGUCUCAUUUGUCUCGUCCUCAUGCUGUUUUCUUCAAUUCCAACGCUGAGAGAAAUGCCACUCAACGAUUUCGGCGUGAUCGGCAUGUACUUGGUAUUGGUCGUCAGCUCGUUAGGACAUAAUUUGACAUACUUUGAACUGCUGGAGAGUACGGGAGCCGUUGCGACGGGCGUGUUGCAAGCUUUGCGAGCAGUUCUGGUUUUUGGACUCAGUCAUCUUAUGUUUUGCCAACGGGAUACGGCUCAAUGCUUUACGGCUCAAAAGGGCAUGUCGACUCUAGUGGUUGUGGCAGGCGUGAUUGGGUUUUCGGUCGCAAAGGCUGUUGGUGGGAGUAGCAAGAACCGGGGAGAGUUCUCACGCGUUCCAGACGGGUCUGGACGUGGGGAGAAUAUAGAUAUGGACGCUGUUGGCAAGCCCAAAAAGUAAAUUGUAUCAAUGCCGUUGCUUUACUUGUAAUGAUCAGGGCUGUCGGGUGUGAUAAAUGGUCUGUGGGGUUCAUGUCUUUUUUAUUACGUUCUCCCAUCGCGGUUACCGACUGCCAAUGUAACAGAUCUUUUUUACAUAGAAUUUGUC